Messenger RNA from Closterium sp. NIES-67, 1455 nucleotides. The record is from the annotation of a GenBank genome assembly. NCBI's taxonomy places the organism in Eukaryota, Viridiplantae, Streptophyta, Zygnematophyceae, Desmidiales, Closteriaceae.
CACCACCAGAGUCGAUUGAGCUACUGCACGAAAAAUUGCCACCUUCUCAACCCGCCGUUUUGCCUCGGAGCCCCCAAUAUUCCUAUCUCGACCAGCUAGAAGGUCCAUCGAAAGAGACAUUACCCGCCCCAAUUCCUCCCUUUCUUUUGGUUACCGUUGUUUCCUUUAAGAUCGCUGGAAGGAGGAGCUUUUCCGUGAGCCGCAGCGAUGAUGGGUCGCGGUGCGCUUUUCGCGCUGGCGACGCUGUUCGCGAUCCUUGUAGCCGCCACGCCGCGUUUAUCUGUCGCGAUGCGACUCACGAUUCACUCGGGAGAUCGCGAGUGCAUAUGGCUGUCCACUGAAUCGACCCAUGGCAUGCUCACUGGCAGCGUCGUCGUCUUCGACCAUCAUGGCUCGUUCCGCGACUACCCCGCUCGGCUGGACGUCACCAUCAAGGAUCCGCGCGGGAUCGAGGUGUACACGGCGCGCGGGCGCAGCGAGGUGCAGUUCGACCUGCGCGUGGAGCGCGCGGGGCAGUUCGAGGUGUGCCUGAAGAACCACGGGCACGCGCCUGAGUUCGUGGACGUGGUGGCGGAGUUCGAGGACGCCGCCACGUGGAAGCCGCGCAGCGCCGCCGUCACAGGCACGCCGCCCGGGACGGCUGGCGCGCCGAACAAGGACGAGCUGGCCACGGAUGGCCACAUGGAGCAGCUGUUCGACCAGAUGUACGAGAUCAAGCACGGGCUGCACCGCAUGAUCGUGGACCAGCGCUUCUUCCGCUCGCAGCUGCACCGCCAGCGAGACACCAUCAUGAACACGCACACGCGGGUGCUGCAGUUCGCAGCAGUGGAGGCGGUGGUGCUGAUCCUGGCGUCGGCCCUGCAGGUGCUCUUCCUGCGCCGCAUGUUCGACAACAGCGCCAAGCGCGGGUCGGGGCUCACUGGCCUCGUCAACCGCAGAAAGAUGUAGUAGAGAUGCUGUGAGAUAUGGAGAGAUGCAGAGAGAUACGGAGAGAUGCGUAGAGAUUAAGAGAGCUUUGAAGCUUUAGGCCGUGCUGGUUGGAGGGGAGAGAGAGCAGGUUGCGAGGCUCUCAUCAGAUGAAUGUAGGGUAGGCCGUGCCGGGUGGACGAGAGAUACCACUUCAGGGAUGGAGGUGUGGUGAAGCUGUUUUUACAGGGAGGGGAACUGGGUUUGAGAGGAAGGGUGGGCUGUAACAGGAAGGCAAGGAGAGAGGAGGGGGGAGGAAAGCGUUCAGUUUAGUGAGGUGGGGUUGCAACUUGGUUUGUGGCACUUACUGUUGGGUGUGCCAGCAGCAGUAUAUUGAUAAUCCUACAAAGAUGUGUCAACAAAUAUUGGACCUUAGGAUUGAUGUCUCUGAGAGUGAAGUCUGUCAACUCAUACAUACGGUAUGCUGUAUGUAGAAGUUACAGGCUAGCCUAGGUGUGUGCUUCUAGUGAGUGCAACCCCAACAGGUAU